Microthlaspi erraticum is the source of this 564-nucleotide messenger RNA. The record is from the annotation of a GenBank genome assembly. NCBI's taxonomy places the organism in Eukaryota, Viridiplantae, Streptophyta, Magnoliopsida, Brassicales, Brassicaceae.
AUGACUUGGUCGGUUUUCAGAUCCAUUAACUCUCCGACACUCGACCUCUCCGCCGCAUUUCGUUCCACUCGCCGCCCAUUGGUCACUGCCGGUGUCGGCUGCGUAACGUUCACUGGUGUUACCCUUUCCCGAAUGUCUUCUAGAUCUCCUCCUUUCGCUUCCCUCAGUGUCUCAGCUACUUCCGAUGUGAAGGAAGUUGUGGCUACAGAGAAAGCACCAGCUGCUUUGGGACCAUACUCUCAGGCCAUCAAAGCCAAUAACAUGGUCUUCCUUUCUGGUGUUCUUGGACUUAUACCUGAGACUGGAAAGUUUGUCUCAGACAGCGUUGAAGAUCAGACCGAGCAGGUACUCAAGAACAUGGGGGAGAUAUUGAAAGCUAGUGGUGCUGAUUACUCUUCGGUGGUGAAGACAACAAUCAUGCUUGCUGACUUGAAUGACUUCAAGAAAGUGAACGAGAUAUACGCCAAAUACUUCCCAGCUCCUUCUCCAGCAAGAUCGACUUAUCAAGUCGCAGGUUUACCUCUAAAUGCCAAGAUCGAGAUCGAAUGUAUUGCAGCACUCUAG